AUGAAAACACAAAAGUGGGAAGAACUAAAUGUGCAAUUGAGCGAUUCUAUACUAAAGACACUCAAACAAUUGAGAUUUUUUGAUAUGACGCCAGUUCAGGCAGCUUGCAUACCAUUAUUAUUGAAUGGCAAAGAUGUUGCAGCAGAAGCAGUUACAGGCAGUGGAAAAACGCUUGCUUUUCUUAUUCCUUUAUUGGAGAUAUUACAAAAACGAACUGAAAAAUGGAAGCUUAUGGAAGUAGGAGCAAUAGUGAUCAGUCCAACGAGAGAACUUGCUACACAAAUUAAUGAAAUUUUAAAAGAGUUCUUAAACAAAAUCCCAUCAUUAAAACAAGCAUUGCUGGUUGGUGGUGUGACUCUUAAAGAAGACACAGAAAAAUUGAAGAAAGGAGCUAACAUUAUUGUUGCUACACCUGGAAUUUCUUGUAUUAGAUGA
This is a messenger RNA of Pogonomyrmex barbatus (red harvester ant), 435 nucleotides long. RefSeq names its product ATP-dependent RNA helicase DDX55. Gene Ontology annotation, molecular function: nucleic acid binding; ATP binding. The record is from RefSeq and is a predicted model, not a curated record. Lineage: Eukaryota; Metazoa; Arthropoda; Insecta; Hymenoptera; Formicidae.